Molecule: messenger RNA, 2424 nt
Organism: Erinaceus europaeus (western European hedgehog)
Lineage: Eukaryota; Metazoa; Chordata; Mammalia; Eulipotyphla; Erinaceidae
Gene: VWC2L
Product: von Willebrand factor C domain containing 2 like
Exons: 3
Coding region: 1-669 (222 amino acids)
Biological process (GO): negative regulation of BMP signaling pathway
Cellular component (GO): AMPA glutamate receptor complex
Molecular function (GO): protein binding
Source: RefSeq, a predicted model, not a curated record
AUGGCUCUUCAUAUUCAUGAAGCUUGCAUCCUUCUAUUGGUCAUCCCUGGAUUGGUCACCUCUGCUGCCAUCAGUCAUGAAGACUAUCCAGCUGAUGAAGGUGACCAGACCUCCAGUAAUGACAAUCUGAUUUUUGAUGACUAUCGAGGGAAAGGGUGUGUGGAUGACAGCGGAUUUGUAUACAAGUUGGGCGAACGAUUUUUCCCAGGGCAUUCCAACUGCCCAUGUGUCUGUGCUCUCGAUGGACCUGUUUGUGACCAGCCAGAAUGUCCUAAAAUUCACCCGAAGUGUACUAAAGUAGAACACAAUGGAUGCUGUCCUGAGUGCAAAGAAGUGAAAAACUUUUGUGAAUAUCAUGGGAAAAAUUACAAAAUCUUGGAGGAAUUUAAGCCCUCUCCAUGUGAAUGGUGUCGCUGUGAGCCCAGCAAUGAAGUUCACUGUGUUGUAGCAGACUGCGCAGUUCCUGAGUGUGUCAACCCAGUCUAUGAACCAGAACAAUGUUGUCCUGUCUGCAAAAAUGGUCCAAACUGCUUUGCAGGAACUACAAUAAUUCCGGCUGGCAUUGAAGUGAAAGUGGAUGAAUGUAACAUCUGUCACUGUCACAAUGGGGACUGGUGGAAGCCUGCUCAGUGUUCUAAACGUGAAUGCCAAGGCAAGCAGAUUGUGUAGAACAAAUUCCCAACCAGUGACAAGUUCUUAGGAGAGGAUGCUAUGGCUUCUACACGGCACAUGUUUAAAACAAAACAAAAACUCCUGCCAGCUACAACAGGGUCACCAGCAAAACCUUUAAGGGUUGAUAAAAGUGAAUAUUUUACUAAAAGGAAAUUUCUCCCUUCUCUCUUGCUAUAUAAAAUGUAUACAGUAUAUAGCUACAAAAACCGCUUUUGUAAUUAUCUUUGCUUGAUGGUGACUUGAACGACGGGAUUUCUGAAACAUAAGGAAAAGAAACAACCUCCUCCAGGCUCCUCCUCCAAUGACACCAUUGGCCUGCCAGAUCACCACCCACCAAUUUACUCCUUUUUAUUCUUCUGUACAUCUUACAUGGCAAUUUUCUCUUAUAGCGGUACUUUUUUUUUCCAUCUUUAUAGAGUCUAAGGGUGCAGAUUUGUCUGCAGAGUAAAGUCUUGAGCUAUGUCAAACAAGCUUUGGUAAAAGGAUGUCAGGGGUGAGACACAUCCAGUCUGUCACUCCCCUUCAAUGACUCAAGCCUACAACCUCAGAAGAAAGGGGUACAUAUAGAUGGGCCCACUGCAGGGAAGGGAAGGGAGCUGGUGCUCGGUGUAUUAAGUGAGGGUUCACAACUUGGUUCUUACAAACUACACACUUCAUAUGCAAAAACUUCGAAACUGCCAAUCAAAAACUAACGUGAAAAACACCAUAACAGUGACAGAAGGAAGACAGUUAUCCAAAAUUUUAGCGUUAAGUCAUCAGACUGCCUCUUGAUAUGGAAUAUGAGUUUGGCUUGUUAAUUAAACCUACUUGGUCAGCUGGCACUAUCAAUACUAGAAGCAGGGUGAGUAGUCCCACUGUGAAUCUGAAUCUUUCUGGUCUUGGAGUUCAGAUUUGGCUGCAAGCCAGGAAGUGCACACAGACAAUGUCUAUGGUUCAGAACUGUGUUUGCCCUGUUAGAAAACCGGCAACUCCAACCUAUGUCUAAAACCUAGAUUCAGGACACAAUUUCCACCUCAAGUGCUGUUUUAAAAUUCAAAAUUAGGGUAGAGUAAGUCUUGCACAACAAAAUUCCAUUUGUUGAACAUUUUUUUUAAAUGUACAUAAUAGAUACUGAACAACUAAAGUGAACCUUUGAAGAGUCUCAAGGCUGCCCUGGCAAUGCUGCUAGUAUAGUAACAGGAAAAAAUAAAAUAAAAUAAAAACACACAGGGUAUCCGGUGCCAACUCAAUUAAAGUAUAAACUUAGCAAUUCUGAAACCACAUGGCAUAGUUCGUUGCUUAAUCUACCCUCUCAUCUUGAAAACCCUGGCACAGAUCUAUAGGGUCCUUGAGGAAACUUUAAGGUUGUUUUUUGACUUAUUUUUCUUAAUUCUUUUCUGCUCCUGCUCCAAGCUGGGUCUGAUCAUAGCUCCUGUGGAGUGUCACUUUCUGGAGUAAGGUAUCUCACUUUAGCACUGAGGCUAUUUUGGGCCAGAGAGCUCAUUGUUGGUGGGAGCUGUCCUGUGCAUUUUUAGAAUAUUUGACUGCAUUCUUGGCCUCUAUCCACUCAAUGACAAUAGCAAUACCCUGGUUAUAAUAUCCAAAUGUCUCUAGAUAUUGCCAAAUGUCAUCAGUGGGAGGAGGAGGGAGCACGAGAGCCAAUGAAUAAUCAGAUAGUAUGGUUUCUUCGGGGGGAAUGCAGCAGGCAAGUUCUGGCUGAGCCUUAGCUUUGGGGAGUCUCUCUCCCUCUCCCUCUGAAUCCUUGGAGGCAUG